CGGGCUGUGCGCACCUCUCAGCUGUGGCGCGGGGUGUGGGAGAGUGGUGAGACGAGAGUGGUAAUAAGGGCUGUUUCACUGCCAUUCUCUCUUUGACAAGUCUUGACGUCACGCCCAGCCGGGGAACACUGCACACUACGGCAGCACGGGGCUAUACACACCUGCAGCUGCCUGGGAGGGGUGGUGACGUUCGCCUUCACAUUCCAUACAUGUAAGGCUGUGUUCUGGUCCUACCUUACCUUGUGAUUUCAUCCGAUGGCCCUUAGCUACAGGAAUUGCCACUGUAUCAUCCAUUCUCCUUUUGUUAUGAUGGUUCCCAGUAUUUUGACAUCAUGAUUUUUGACGACCUCUAUGGAGACUCCCUCAGCUCAGUGAGCCAAGCAGUGCAGAGUGAAAACCUCCAGCUGCUGCAGGAGCUGCUGCAAAAUGGACAGUCCACCAACUCACGAGACAACCGUGGGUGGACUCCUCUUCAUGUGGCAGCAUCCGAGGGCUACGUGGAGGGUGUGCGCCAGCUGCUCACUGCAGAUGAUAUUGAAGUUGAAAGUUUAUCUCAUUGUGGUGUGUCACCUCUGUUUUUGGCAUGCCUUGGCAAGACAGAGUCCCACAAGAAGGUGGUGGAUAUGCUGCUGAGUGCUGGGGCUGAUCCCAACAUGACUAAAGGGGACAGUUGGAAUGUGCCACUACAUGCAGCAACAGAGAACAAUAGUGUGGAGAUUGUGAGGGCAUUGCUUGAUGGUGGUGCUGACCCAAAUAUAAUUGCCUACAAAAACACAACAGCUCUCCAUGCUGCUGCAGAGGUGGGAGCCCUGGAGGUGGCGCAGCUUCUCUUGGAAAAGGGUGGAAUGCUCAACACCAGCCGUGACACAAGUGAACUCACAGCCCUUCACUGCCUCUGCUUCAACUACAGCCAAAACUGUGAGGCUGUCUACAAUGACAUGCUGGACCUCUUCCUCUCCCACGAUUGUGAUUUCGAUGCACAGAUGAAUGAUGGCACAACGCCCCUGAUGCUGGCAGUGCAGAUGUGCUGGGACUGGGCAGUGGAGCGGCUGCUGGAUGAAGGAGCAGAUGUUUAUGUCAUGAAGUCCAAUAACAUACUGGUGCUUCAUUUUGCUAUUCAGUAUUCGGGUGGUCCAGCAGACGAAAGGUUCCCCCUCUCCUCCUUUUUUACAUCAGAGAAUCCAUGGACAUGCUUUGAAUUUAGAGAUGAGGAGGAAGAAAAUACGACUGUCCUUGAGAAGAUCUUGAGUCUCACAUACCCAUCUAGAAUUCCACGACAAGGAUACAGUGUCUUCCACUUGGCCAUCCGGUGGAAGAGGUACAAAGGCCUCCGCAUCCUGAUGGAUGAUGAUCUUAAUCCUGAUGAGUUCCUGCAAGAAAUGGACAGUGCCAUUAUUGAUUGUGAUGAGAGUUGUGCGGUGCCUCUUAUUGUAGAAAUCAACACAUCCCUCGACACUCCAUUGGGAUUUCUCCUCUUCCAAUCUCUCAGUCGAGGAGUUGUGGAUGCAGCGAAGUACAUGAUUGACAAAGGCAGCUGCAUCAAUGCUCUCAAGCCUGGUGUGCUCCCUCCCCUGGUGGCAGCUCUCAAGAACCGCUACCCAGGGGCCUAUGAAGCAGGUGGUCUGGGUCAGGAGAUCCUUCAAUAUCUGCUGGACCGAGGGGUUGACAUCAUGUACAGAACAAGGGAGAAGGACUUGCUUCCUGCUGCCCUCAAUGUGUCCUCACUCUUCAAUGUGGUGGGCUUUUUCCGGCUGCUACAACAUGGAGUUCCUGCUCAUCGUAUAUACACCCCUGGAAUCCUUUAUGGCCUCCUGCACCACUACCAGGAUGUCCCAUUAUACAAGGCUUACAAGAUGUUUCCUUGGCUGGUGGUGUCCUGGAUACGCACUGCUAACCUCUUCAUCCCACAAUUGUCUAUUGGUACCAUUGAGACUUUUAACACAGACUGGAAUGUGUCUGAUGAAAACCUCACACAAGCUUGGCAGGAGCUGGAGACACUCGUUGCAACUCCUAAAAGUCUCCAGCAUUUGUGUGUGCUGAAGGUGCGUUGUGUACUGGGUGAGAUGAGAGGCUGGGAGAAGCUGCAGGACUCCUUGAAAAAGCUACAUGCCCACACAAUGAUGCCAGAUCCCAUUCUUGAUUUGCUGCACUUGAGAUGGGUGAAGACAAACACAUUACAACUUACUCCUCCAGCCAGCUCCAGGCACCUUUAUAUAACUACCAAGUCAUCACAGAGUAGUAGUGAUGAAGAAGAACUCUAAACACAGUAGUCAAGAAAACAGAAGACCAGAAAAUGUUAAAGUGAUCCACCUAUGAAAGUGAAUGCGGUGUUGGUGUGAGGCAAGCAGUGACGCUCAGCAUUUUUCAAAGUAUGGACUUAGUAUGGGAAUGCUGCUGCUCCUGCAUUGCUUCACAUGCCUUCCUGCAAUGAAAGCUUUGGAUCCAUCAUGAAGGAAAAGUAAAUAAAUAUGUCAUCAUACUUUCUUAAAUAAAAGAAAUACUCAACCAUA
Scylla paramamosain (green mud crab) is the source of this 2510-nucleotide messenger RNA. RefSeq names its product ankyrin-1-like. The record is from RefSeq and is a predicted model, not a curated record. Bases 333 to 2261 code for a protein of 642 amino acids. Gene Ontology annotation, molecular function: protein binding. Lineage: Eukaryota; Metazoa; Arthropoda; Malacostraca; Decapoda; Portunidae. The transcript has 16 exons.